Molecule: messenger RNA, 738 nt
Organism: Cucumis melo (muskmelon)
Lineage: Eukaryota; Viridiplantae; Streptophyta; Magnoliopsida; Cucurbitales; Cucurbitaceae
Exons: 1
Coding region: 1-738 (245 amino acids)
Source: RefSeq, a predicted model, not a curated record
AUGGUUCUCAAUGGAUUCGAUUCCGUCAAGGCCUUGAAGGCUAUUUCCAUCGGGAAUUACAGCCGCCGCCGCAAGCUCAAAUGGUUAUUCGAGUUUUUCGUCUUCUUGUUCCUUGUUUCCAACCGCUCUAGUUUCUUUUCUCUCGCCGGUCCGAUCCUCCACCAUUUUUUCCAGCGAAUCCUCGCCGUCCUCAACAGUCAUAUCUUCGUUUUCAUGGUUUUCCACGCUAUGCUCUUCGUCGUUUACUCUCUCUCCCAUUUGACCGACAACAAAUCCGGUUCGAACCGGACCGAACCCGAUUCGUCCGAGAGUUUGGUAGCUCCGCCGGUUGACGUCUCCGUCGAGGAGAAGAGCACGGAGGAGAUGCCGGUUAUUGAAGACUCAAUCGCCGAAGCUCCGGCGGAGGAGACGACGGAGCUGGUAAUCACUGCGGUGGAUGAUACGGCGGUGUUGCCGCCGUCCUCUCCAGUCCGGCAUUUGAACGCUGAGAUGGAAGCGGCGGAGAUUAUACCGGAGGAAAAACGGUACCGGAGGACGGAAUCGGAGAGAUUCGAGGAGAAUCGGGAAAAGAGCAAGUUCAGGAGAUCGAAGACGGAGAUUAGGUGGAGAAAUACCACCGCAGAACUGACAGGAUUUGUGGAUUUGGUGGAUGAGAUGGACAUCGACGAUUUCAAUCGGACGGUGGAGAGCUUUAUAGCGGAACAGAAAAUGCACAUCGGGGGAAGGGUUUCCGGCUAA